GCGUCUUCGCCCCUCACUAUCAUGGACGUCUGCUUUGCCCCUCCGACUGACAAUACGGACACACAGUCUGAGGAAGACAAGUACAAGAGCUCCGGCUCGGGCUGCGAGCUGCCGGAACUCAAGAUGGCUGCGACUCCCGCCGCGGGACGUAUUUCGCAUCGCCGCCUUAUGUUGCGUAUCGACUGCCGUAUCCUGCCGCUAUUCGCUGGUCUAUAUGCCUUUUCCUUGAUCGACCGAAUAAACAUGGGAUCGGCGAGGACGGCUGGGAUGGGAGACGAUUUAGAGCUAAACAAAGGAGCGCGCUACAGCAUAGCUACGUGCAUGUACUUCAUCCCCUACAUCCUAUUUCAGGUUCCAGGAAAUCUAUUACUACGGAAGUUUGGCGUCCGAGCUUGGUUAUCGGCUAUCGUCGUCGGUUGGGGCGCGGUCCAGAUUGGAAUGGGCUUCGUGUCAUCUUGGGGGUAUCUGACGCUCUGUCGGGUGUUGCUUGGUGCGCUAGAGGCCGCCUUCUUCCCGGGCCUCGUUAUGGUCAUCUCAACCUGGUAUACCAGAUAUGAAGUCCAGACAAGACUUGCCAUCUUCUACCUCUCGUCCCUUGCGACCGCGGGCUUUUCACAGAUCCUCGCUUACGGCCUGAACAUGCUGAACGGCAAGGGCGGCCUCCACGGCUGGCAAUGGAUUUUCAUAGUCGAAGGCGCCGCAACGGUGUUGCUCGGCGGGCUCGCCUUCUGGCUGCUUCCCGAGUUCCCCGACCGCAACACGUUCUUGACACCGGAGGAGACGGCGUAUGUGCUGAAGCGCAUAGAGGAUGAUCGCGGCGAUGCGAUGCCGGAUGCGCUGACACUGCAUACGGUCCUGCGGCACCUGAGCGACUGGACGUUGUGGGCGUACGGUGUCAUGUUUGCUUGCGCGACGAUACCGUCCUACGCAUUAGCAUACUUCGUAUCGGUGAUCUUGCAUGGGAUAGGAUAUAGCAGGGCGCAGGCGCUCAUUCUGAGCGCUUUCCCAUACCUUCCUGCCAUCGCAAGCGCUGUGCUAUUCGCACGCUUGGCCGAUAGGUACAAGCGUCGCGGCAUCUUCAUCGUCGCCCAAGCCCUCAUCACUAUCGUCGGACUGUCAUUAAUGGCGUUCGCGAGGCAGAACUCUGUAAGAUACUUCGGGACGUACCUCGCGACUGCAGGGUCGUCAGGAUGCAUACCAAAUAUUCUGUCAUACGGGUCCAACAAUGCCGUGUCGCAGAGCAAGAAGAACGUGCAGACCGCGUUAACGGUGACCUUUGGCGGCGUCGGAGGAAUCAUCGCUUCCAUGGUAUAUCGGGAGGCCGAUUUUCCCGACUAUGUUCCCGGCUUGUGGACGACGAUCGGUGCACAAGUCGUGCUGAUCCUGCUGGUCGGCGUUACCUCCCUACACUUCCGUCGCAUGAAUCAGCUGUCGCGGGCAGGAAGGCUGUCGCACCCUCUCGAAGGCCAGCCGGGCUUCUUCUAUACGUUAUAAUGUAGUCAAUCAACAAACAUGCACGGUCAGAAAAGAUCUAGGGCGGUGUUAGAGAUCGGGCAUCAGCCUCGCGCAAGGGCGACAUAGUGCAGACAUUGUUCUCGGCGGCUUCUGUCCCCGUAUGGUGAGUGUUGUCGCCGUCGAGGGUGUCGUGACUGCCUCAUGGGAUGCAUGCGCACCCAGGGUCCC
Messenger RNA from Schizophyllum commune H4-8, 1683 nucleotides. Its product is annotated as MFS general substrate transporter. Lineage: Eukaryota; Fungi; Basidiomycota; Agaricomycetes; Agaricales; Schizophyllaceae. The record is from RefSeq and is a predicted model, not a curated record. Gene Ontology annotation, cellular component: membrane. Gene Ontology annotation, biological process: transmembrane transport. Gene Ontology annotation, molecular function: transmembrane transporter activity. The coding region runs from base 22 to 1494 and encodes 490 amino acids. The transcript is spliced from 15 exons.